AAAACUUUUAAAAUGUUCAAGUUGGUGGUAUUGUCUGCUCUCCUGGCCGUAGCUGCUGCUCGCCCCAGUCUCAUCGAAUCCCACUCAGCGCUGCAAUUGGCACCUGCCGCCACCAUUGCCGUGCAAGAGCCUGUGCUCACCAGAGUGGGCUCCGUGGUGAAGAGCAUCCCCACUGCUGUCUCCCACCAGAGCUCCACCAUUGUGCACAGCUCUGCGCAUGUGGUUGAGGAUAUUGUUGCACCUGCUCUGAGGACUAGCGUUGUGGCCGCUCCAGCGUUGGUACAGUCUGUUGCUGCUGCUCCAGCGGUGGUACAAACCGUUGCCGCUGCUCCAGCAGUGGUACAAUCUGUUGCCGCUGCUCCAGUGCUGCACUCAGCUGCCGUACAAACUGUUGCCGCAGCUCCAUUGUUGCAACACGCUCCAGUUGCUCACUUAUCGGCACCUCUGACUAAUUUGCAUGCUGCAUCCCCCCUCGCUCAUGGCUUGUGGUAA
This is a messenger RNA of Bactrocera tryoni, 492 nucleotides long. RefSeq names its product retinin-like. The transcript has 2 exons. The coding region runs from base 13 to 492 and encodes 159 amino acids. The record is from RefSeq and is a predicted model, not a curated record. Lineage: Eukaryota; Metazoa; Arthropoda; Insecta; Diptera; Tephritidae.